Messenger RNA from Nematostella vectensis (starlet sea anemone), 825 nucleotides. RefSeq names its product cytoplasmic polyadenylation element-binding protein-like. The transcript has a single exon. The record is from RefSeq and is a predicted model, not a curated record. The coding region runs from base 441 to 791 and encodes 116 amino acids. NCBI's taxonomy places the organism in Eukaryota, Metazoa, Cnidaria, Anthozoa, Actiniaria, Edwardsiidae.
UCGUAAUUUUCUGUAAUUGACUAAAUUCAGACGCUUAAUAAACUAAAUCUUGAUUUUUUACAGUACAAAAUGUCUGAGGAUAAAAAAGUGGCAGAAAAAAGAGAGCUCUUUAUAUGGAAAUUUGACAGCGAUGUCUCACUUCUGAAAGAGGUUAUUGCGGAGGAGCCUCACAAGCAUCCUUAAGCAUCAAAAGAGAGAGGACAGAAGUGGGACAAAAUCGCCCUCAAUUUAAAAGAAAACCAUGGGUUUAAGGUCACUCAAAGGUCGGUGAGAAAGAGGUUUAAUAGUCUGCAUGAAGACUUUUUAAGAGAAGAAGGAGAAGAGAGACAGUGGGGUAGAGGUGAUGUACUAUGAAAAGCACCAGAUGCUUACAGACUACAACGAGCUUAUAGAGGACUGGGAAAGGGGAAAGGAAAGAGAGGGUGGAUGACGAGAAGGUUAUGGCAGAAGAUAUGAGGAAGAAGGCAACAGAGAGAUUAAGUGCAACCAAGAAGAGAAAAGAGAGUGGCGAAGACAAGGGCGAAGAAGACCAGCCAAAGAGAAAGACACAGCGAAGUUUGGUGCAAUUAAUGGGGCAGAGCAUAGCAGUACGUGGUCAGGAGAGGGCAAGAGAGCUGGAGAUCAGAGAAAAUGAAUUAAAGCAACACCAGCAAUUCCAUGGCUUCCUGCUCCAGCAGCAACAACAGGCACAGCAGAUGCAACAGCAACAACAAGCCAUGAAUAUGGCCAUGAUGAAUGUCCUAACAGAGAUGCUGAAUGCUGUUAAAAAUGCAAGGACCUACAAUUUUUAACAGCAUCUCUGCAAUAAUGUCAUGUUUUUUUAAA